UCUAAUUCAUUUUUUUGCGAAACUGAAGAUAGAAAAUCCUCUUCUCAAAGCAUUCUAUCCCGAAACAGAUAUUUUUUUUUGUACUAGAACUUCACUUCCUUAGAGCUCUCUUGAGCUGAGCCACCAUGGCAGGACCUUCCUCAUACCUUCGUUUCUCUCUCUCCAUCUUCUUCUUCUCCUUCGUUCUCUUCUCCAUAUUCAUCCCUUCCUGGUAUCAUCCUUCGAACGAGCCGAAGCUAAGACCGAAGCGCUUCUUCCCUACAAGCAAAAGCCCAGUCGUUGAAGAGCCUCCCCGAAUCUGCAAAACCAAGACCCGCCCGUCGUCCCAAACCAUCCACCACCCGCUCGACCCGCUCACCGCCCAGGAAAUAACCCGGGUCGGGUUGAUCCUCCGGUCGUAUCCGCCUUUCGAGUCCUCUCUCCCCCCCAUCCACUCCCUCUCCCUCCACGAGCCUGAGAAGCCCGAAGUCCUCGCCUGGGAAAAGGGCGACCCUCUCCCGCCCAGACGGGCGUUCGUCCUCGCUCUCUCGAGCGGCCGAACCCACGAGCUCGUGGUCGACCUGGGCUCGGGGCGGGUGGAGGCCCACUCAAUAGAGUCCGGGUCGGGUUUCCCGCCCCUCACGCUGGACGACCUGGUCGCCGCUCUCGAAGUCCCGUUCGCGAGCGCGGAGUUCAACGAGUCGAUCCUCGCGCGAGGCGUACUGCUGUCGGACGUGAAGUGCAUCACCCCGUCGUCGGGAUGGUACGGACAGGCGGAGGAAGAGAAGAGGAGGGUCAUAAAAGUUCAGUGCUUUGAUCAGGAGGGCACGUCCAAUUUCUACAUGAGGCCACUUGAGGGCCUCACCAUGACGGUGGACAUUGACAAGAGGGAGAUUGUGAAGUUCUUGGACUCAGGUCGGGGCAUUCCGAUCCCGAAGAGCGCGGGCACGGAGUACCGCUACGGGUCGGUCGAGGAGGAGGUGGGCUGCGACUCGGCGCCACCUUUGAAGCCCAUCUCGAUGGAGCAGCCCGGCGGGCCGAGCUUUUCGGUGGAGGACGGGCAUGUUGUGAAGUGGGCGAAUUGGGAAUUUCACCUCAAGGCGGACCAUCGGGCGGGGCUGGUGAUUUCGCGAGCCAGGGUCCGAGACCCGGAGACCGGGGCGCUAAGGAGCGUGAUGUAUAAGGGGUUUGUGUCCGAGUUGUUUGUGCCAUACAUGGACCCCGACGACGGGUGGUACUUCAAGACCUACAUGGAUGCAGGAGAAUUUGGCAUGGGGGUGACGGCAAUGUCACUUGUGCCACUAAAUGACUGCCCUAGGAAUGCAUACUACAUGGAUGGCAUUUUUGCCUCGUCCGAUGGGACGCCCUACUCCCAAUCCAACAUGAUCUGCUUGUUCGAGCGCUACGCCGGCGAUAUCAGCUGGCGUCACUCUGAGAGCCCUCUCACGGGAGUGGAGAUUAGAGAGUCAAGGCCUAAGGUGACGCUAGUGGUUCGAAUGGCAUCAUCGGUCGGGAAUUACGACUACAUUUUCGAUUGGGAGUUUCAAACAGACGGAUUGAUUCGAGUCAAGGCGAGUCUAUCGGGUAUGCUCAUGGUGAAAGGAGCUCCGUUUGAGAACACAAAGAAUGUGCCCGAAGACUACGAAAUGACCGGGCCCCUCGUGUCGGAGAACGUGAUCGGCGUCAUCCACGACCACUUCAUGACGUUCCACCUUGACAUGGACAUCGACGGCUCAAACAACUCUUUUGUCAACGUCCGCCUCGAGAAGGAGGAGACCCCGCCCGGAAGAUCCCCUCGGAAGAGCUAUGUGAAGGCGCGCCGCCAUGUGGCUCGGACGGAGGGAGACGCAAAGAUCAAGCUCAAGCUGUACGAGCCGUCGGAGUUUCAUGUGAUCAAUCCGUCGAGGCUGUCUAGACUGGGAAACCCGGCGGGGUACAAGGUGGUCCCUGGAGGCAACGUGGCGAGCUUGCUUGAUGUCGACGAUCCUCCGCAGCUCCGAAAUGCCUACACUAAUAACCAGAUUUGGGUGACUCCAUAUAACCGAAGCGAGCAGUGGGCCGGUGGACUCCUGGUGUAUCAAAGCAGGGGAGACAACACUUUGGCUACCUGGUCUGAGAGGAACCGCCCUAUCGAGGACCGCGACAUCGUGCUGUGGUACACCGUCGGGGUUCACCACGUCCCGUGUCAAGAGGACUUCCCGGUGAUGCCGACCGUCCAGUUGAGCUUCGAUCUGAAACCGGUCAACUUCUUCGAGAGCAAUCCGAUACUCCAUGCCGCACCCUACUUCGACAAGGACCUCCCUGUUUGCACGAUGGCCGCUUCAUUCUGAUGCGCUUUCGUCCUCAUCGGUGCCAUAGAUUUCAUGUAUAAUGCAUGUCUGAUCCAAGCAAAUAAGAGAAA
Molecule: messenger RNA, 2380 nt
Organism: Rhodamnia argentea
Lineage: Eukaryota; Viridiplantae; Streptophyta; Magnoliopsida; Myrtales; Myrtaceae
Product: primary amine oxidase-like
Exons: 6
Coding region: 126-2309 (727 amino acids)
Biological process (GO): amine metabolic process
Molecular function (GO): primary methylamine oxidase activity; quinone binding; copper ion binding
Source: RefSeq, a predicted model, not a curated record